Molecule: messenger RNA, 1488 nt
Organism: Chelmon rostratus (copperband butterflyfish)
Lineage: Eukaryota; Metazoa; Chordata; Actinopteri; Chaetodontiformes; Chaetodontidae
Gene: mrps33
Product: mitochondrial ribosomal protein S33
Exons: 3
Coding region: 160-480 (106 amino acids)
Cellular component (GO): mitochondrion
Source: RefSeq, a predicted model, not a curated record
UGGCAGUACGGCGUGUGAAGGUGAACGGUGGCCCAAACAUUAGUGCAAUGAAUUGAAGUAUAAUAAUAAUUUAACUAGAGUUGAGUACUAUUUUCCAUCGUUUAUACUGAGUUUUACGAAGUACCGGUGCGUACUUCCUCACAGACUACAGACUCAGUCAUGGCCGGUCUGUCCAGCUAUGCCACGCGCAUGGCCAGGCUGAGUGCCCAGAUCUUUGGGGAGAUUGUGCGUCCGACGGACACCAGAUCUAUGAAGGUGGUCCAACUGUUCCAGGAGCCUCCCAUGGCCAAGAGGAAGGAGGUGUAUGACUGGUAUCCACAGCACAAGGUUUACUACGCCAUGACUCAGAAGCUCAGGUUCAUGGGACUAUUCAGAGACGAGCACGAAGACUUCAAGGAGGAGAUGCUUCGCCUGAGGAAACUGAGAGGAAAAGGGAAACCAAAGAAAGGAGAGGGGAAGAGAGCAAGCAAGAAAAAAUGAGCUGCAACAUUUCUACUGCAUGGGACUGUGUACAGUAUGACUGUGGGGGGAUGCUAAUCCCAAAAGAAUCCAUUGGUCUGGUCAGGGUUGCCCAGUUACUUUGUCUGAAGCUUUUCUAUGUUGGCAUGAAUAACACCGUUAGUCAACAUUAUAUAUGAAUCAUUCUCAUGUACAGUAUGUUGGUUGUAUUGAAGUGAAUUCUAUCCUUUUCUUGUUUAAGUCUUUUGCAAAGGGUAAAACAGUAUGGAGCCACAAACAGCUAACAUGUAGCUUUCAGUUGGCCCCUACUUAAACAAGAUGUUAAUUAGGACUGUCUGAGAGCACAUCCAACAAUAAGAAGCCAGAAUUUGUGGAUUAAUAAAACAUUUUGGUCUAUAGCAGCUAUAUUGUACCUCAUGUCAAGUGUUAGCUAGUGUUUUCCUAACUGUUGGGAUGGGAUGGUUUGAAAAGGAUGUAAAGGAACUGACAUCUUUCAUGUUUUCAAAAUAAAAGUAAUAUAAGCAAUGUGGAGUGCUACAAAGCUCUUUCUGCCUGCUGUUCAAAAACACUGCAGUAAAACUACAUAUUAUACAUAGUAUAUAAAUGUUGGUACUGACUUGUAUAUUUCAUGUGGUUUUACCUGCUCCAGUUAACAUGUGGGUGUUUCGAACACUAGACCAGAUAUCAUUGCCGUGGGGGUCACUGCAGCCAUGUAAAUGACAAAAAAUAAGUAAUAAUAAUAGCGAUGUAGAAAAAACUGGGCUGUCAAUGGUCCAAUUUCACAUUUACAGAUGUGGCUUCAAGGCUGGAUGACCACCUGCCUGUGGAUCCCACUCUACCGGAGCCCCCUGAAGUCCCAGUGCAUGUCAGUUACUUCUGGUAAUUCAUUCAAUGUAAAUCUCUUAAGUAAGAUGGGUCAUGCAUUAUCACUUUGUCUCAUGAUUAACACAAUAUUGAUAAGGCCAUUCGAAUGAGCAGGAUGAAAUUCUAGUAAUUGAUCAAGCACUCGCUCCAGCCACAAGAUGUUAG